GGAUAUGACAUUACUAUAAAAGCUUUUCGAUUUUGAAAUAAAAUUGUCCGCGAUGGUAUCUUGAAUACUUGGAACAUUUCCGAUCCAGGAAAUUUAGUUUGAAGUGAAAAUCAGAAAAACAUUUGUGACUUAAAAAGUUAGUCGCCCCAUUCUGACGGAUCAGGUUGCGAAGUUUUCAUAAAUUUAUGGAGAACAAGAUUCGACCAGAUGCAAUGACAGCUGAAGCAAACUAGAGCACAGCCAUGAAUUCUACGUCCAAUUUUACAUCCAGUGUCGUACCAGGUGCACCCGUGGGUGUGGCUCAAAUUACAACUUCAACGGUGCCGAACACAACAACGCUGAGUGAAGAUGACCUAUUUGAAAUACUCGUUCGACAUAACGACGCAAAAGCAACUUUGUAUAUUCCAGUUAUUGUGUACAUGAUCAUUUUGACAGUGGUGGGAACAUUUGGAAAUAUUCUAGUUUGCUGUGUGUACUGUUGUAAACCUACAAAAUCAUCUUCGCAUUUUUUCAUCUUGGCGCUGGCCGUCCUUGACCUUUUGACAUGUAUAAUCGGAAUGCCUACGGAAAUUACCGAUCUUAGAUAUCCCUACAUGUUUUACGCUUCGGCUGCAUGUAAACUUCUAAGAUUCGUGGAAUCUGUUACAACAAUCGGAUCUUCAAUGAUUUUGAUAUCAGUAGCCGUGGACAGAUAUUUGCGAAUAUGCAAAUUAGGCAAAAUGAUCUCAGUAAAGGCCUCCAAAAAGAUAUGCGUAGUGGCAAUGUUUGUUGGUGUUGCUCUUUCCUGGCCGGCGUGUUUGAUUUUUGGUCGUGCUACAGAGGAGCUUGAAUCCGGCGUGUGGGGAGUGGACUGUUCCACGGACGAUUCCAUGCAUGGGACACUUUGGACGCCAAUUUACUAUGGCUUCCUUGGUCUACUUUUCAUCUGCUGCCUUGUUUUCUUCUCUGUUAUAUACAUUCAAAUAGGGCUUCAAAUAUGGCGACAGAAGAAAGCAAAAAUCGGCCAAAAAUCAAACAGAGAAUCUGAAAUUUCGACAAAAUCAGGGCGAACAUUCAGCAGUAGCUCGACACGUGACUCCAGUGAUCCAGUGGAAGAGGUCAAAGGUAAUGCACCAGACGAUAAUGGAUCGGACCCAAUCAGUACCGACAUGUCUUCAGAACAAAUGAAUGACUCUUACUCAAAGAAAAAGUGCAUUAAAAACAAUAACAAAGACAGAAAAUUUUCAUCUAUUUCGUCGGCGAGUGUGAAAUCCACCGCACCUACAAAACGAAAAAUUAAAGUCACUCGGACCACCGUUGUCCUCUUCGCCGUGACGGUCGCUUAUGUCAUUAGUUAUCUACCAUUUCUAAUUAUAAUGGUUAUCCGCAGCAUCAAAAAGGACUUUGAAGACAAUCUUACGCCGACACAAGAAGUGGUGUUCAAAUUUUGCGUAAAGUCAUAUUUCAUAAAUAACGCGAUCAAUCCAAUUAUUUAUAGUUUCCUGAAUAUAAACUUCCGAAAAGACGCAAAGAAAAUGCUUUUGCGGAUUUUUGGCGCGUGCUGUUGUUGCAGGCGACACAAUAGCGUCUGACUAUAUGAUAGGAAAUCCGACAAAGCAAAGAGGUACAAGAAUGUGUGUUUUAACGAAGAAUCUAUUGAACUGUGCUAAAAUUAAUGCGAUAUGAAAGGGAAGGUUGAUAAGUACGAUCUGCUAUUGUGAAAAAGUACGCUUCAACACUUACUUUAUAUUAUUAAUAUUAACGAGGCAAUCUUCUUACAUGUAUACAGUGCUUCACUCGAAUUCCAAAAACUGUUAACAAAUAAAUUUGCCCUUUCAGUAUACAAUGCCUCUAGUUUGGCAAUUCAAUUUACAACGAUGAUUUCCUGCUUUGUAAUGCGAUGUACUUUAUUCUGUUUGUUUCAUUAUUUUGCACGAAAAACAAAAAGAUCAUUUAUACUGUAUUUUAUGAAAGUGUUAAAGUACUUUCGUUAGAUAUAUUAUUUUCUAAUGUGACUAAGAUCAAGUCUGUGAAAAUGUUGUGCAUUUAAGAAAUUCUAAAUUAACGUAAAUAAAUAUUUUGUUAUAUAAUAUUUAUACUAUAUUUCGUCUGAAGAAAUCCCACAAGAGCCUUGUGCUAUGUGGCAAUUUUUUGCAGAAACCUGUGUGCUGGCACGUUUUGCUUUGUUGCAUUUACAAAUAUUUAGUGCAAUUCCUCAUUGUGUAUUUAUGUAUAUAUUUUCUGUAACAUAAAUAUUUAUUUCUUGUUUAUAAUUUGUUCAGGUCUAAAUAAUUCCUUAUUUCGAAAGAAUAAAUUCAUAAAUAAUA
This is a messenger RNA of Mercenaria mercenaria, 2306 nucleotides long. RefSeq names its product alpha-2A adrenergic receptor-like. Gene Ontology annotation, cellular component: membrane. Bases 243 to 1571 code for a protein of 442 amino acids. The transcript has 2 exons. Gene Ontology annotation, molecular function: G protein-coupled receptor activity. The record is from RefSeq and is a predicted model, not a curated record. Gene Ontology annotation, biological process: G protein-coupled receptor signaling pathway. Lineage: Eukaryota; Metazoa; Mollusca; Bivalvia; Venerida; Veneridae.